Colletes gigas is the source of this 593-nucleotide messenger RNA. RefSeq names its product mitochondrial pyruvate carrier 1-like. The record is from RefSeq and is a predicted model, not a curated record. Gene Ontology annotation, cellular component: mitochondrial inner membrane. The coding region runs from base 246 to 557 and encodes 103 amino acids. The transcript is spliced from 3 exons. Gene Ontology annotation, biological process: pyruvate import into mitochondria. Lineage: Eukaryota; Metazoa; Arthropoda; Insecta; Hymenoptera; Colletidae.
UACGAGCAAAGGCAGUAUGGCUUUUACUUAACAUUAGUAAUGUCAUAAAAUUUUCGUAAUCUUAAUGAUACAAAGUCUAUUGAAUGUUUUUUGAUUAGUACAGGAAUGUUUUUUUUUGUGAUCGAUCGUUUAUGUAACUAUACCGUACUGAUGCUUGUUUCUUCGAAGUUUACUUGCACGGAUAUUCUUUUGAAAGGUUGAUUCAUCGAGGAAUAAGAAAAGACGAUAAAGGGAAAACCAUCGAAAUGAAUCGUGUCAAGAAACUUCUAUCGAGUAAAGAAACUCGUGAUUAUUUGAUGAGUACACACUUUUGGGGACCAAUAGCUAAUUGGGGUAUUCCAAUUGCUGCAAUCGCCGAUAUACGAAGAGAUCCAGAAUACAUCAGUGGAAAAAUGACACUCGCUUUGUGUUUAUAUUCAGCAAUGUUCAUGCGAUUUGCACUCAAGGUUGAACCACGGAAUUUGCUUCUCUUUGCCUGCCAUUUUGUUAAUGAAGGUGCACAGAUGACCCAAGGUUUUAGAUUCGUUAAACACCACUUUACACAUAAAAAAGAAUAAUAGCAGAUGAAAAAGGAAUAUUUAUGAAUCCUUAAA